AUGAACGCAGCAGCAACACAAGGCACCAAGGCCGCUCCGCCCAAGUUCAAGCAGAAGGAGAGCAGGCAGUUCAAGAGCAAGGCUCCCAAAGCUGGACAGAAGGGGUUUGACAACGACGUCCCGGGGAUGGAUGGACUGGGAGACUCUGCAGUGAUCUGUCCCUGGGAGGCGUUUGGGGACAUGGAGCUCAGCGACCUCGCUCAGUUUGGCAUCGUGUAG
This is a messenger RNA of Centropristis striata (black sea bass), 219 nucleotides long. RefSeq names its product retinal cone rhodopsin-sensitive cGMP 3',5'-cyclic phosphodiesterase subunit gamma-like. The record is from RefSeq and is a predicted model, not a curated record. The coding region runs from base 1 to 219 and encodes 72 amino acids. Gene Ontology annotation, molecular function: cGMP binding; 3',5'-cyclic-nucleotide phosphodiesterase activity. Gene Ontology annotation, biological process: positive regulation of G protein-coupled receptor signaling pathway; positive regulation of epidermal growth factor receptor signaling pathway; visual perception. The transcript is spliced from 3 exons. Gene Ontology annotation, cellular component: photoreceptor outer segment membrane. NCBI's taxonomy places the organism in Eukaryota, Metazoa, Chordata, Actinopteri, Perciformes, Serranidae.